Molecule: messenger RNA, 1407 nt
Organism: Colletotrichum phormii
Lineage: Eukaryota; Fungi; Ascomycota; Sordariomycetes; Glomerellales; Glomerellaceae
Product: B-cell receptor-associated protein 31-like-domain-containing protein
Exons: 4
Coding region: 479-1111 (210 amino acids)
Biological process (GO): intracellular protein transport; endoplasmic reticulum to Golgi vesicle-mediated transport
Cellular component (GO): endoplasmic reticulum; endoplasmic reticulum membrane
Source: RefSeq, a predicted model, not a curated record
CUUUUUUACGGCAGCUCUGGCACACUGCUUGCUGCACUUGCUAGCUGCUCCCAGCCCUGUUCUCCCGCCAAGGUCCCUCUCCCGUCCCGGCUACGUAAGGUUCCUCUCACUGAGUCCCCUUCACUUCAGGUGCUCAGGCAGGCGUCAAAGAGGGUAAAAGGUACUUCUAUUCACGUACCUGCCACCUUUACCUACCAGAAUUACCGGACCCCAUCGUCACCCUCACACCCAUCCUACAAAAGGCCAGCUCCGCCCAGCCUGUCAAUUGUGCUUCUACAAAUCACAGCUCCAGACACCAAAAUCUCCCCUCGCCAAGAACGACACCUCUCAACAACACCACCGAAGAAGUCAGUUUGGGCUUCCGAGUGUAUUCAUCGCACGACACAUCUCUCCCUGUAUCUACGGAGAGCACACGACCACAAUCCUCUUUUCCUAACUAGCUGUUCCGGGAGCUGAAGCUUUCCCCGCACCAGUCAAGAUGACUCUCUACUACACUCUCGUGUUUAUGCUGCUCAUGGCGGAGAUGGGGCUUUUCAUGCUCCUUCUGGUGCCCCUUCCCUUCGCCGUCAAGCGGAAGUUGUUCACCUUCAUCUCCGAGAGUCCAAUCGUUGCAAAAGUGCAGUAUUGGAUGAAGAUUACAUUUGUCUUCAUCCUGAUUCUGUUCAUUGACAGCGUCAACCGCGUUUACCGCGUGCAGGUCGAGCUGGCGAUUGCCACUGAGAACCAGAACAGCGGUGCUGCCGUCAUGGGCCACGAGCGCCUUGAGGUGCAAGCCCGCAAGUUCUACUCCCAGCGCAACAUGUACCUUUGCGGCUUCACCCUCUUCCUCUCCCUCAUCCUCAACCGCACCUAUGUUAUGAUCCUCGAGGUGAUGCGUCUGGAGGACAAGGUCCGCGGCUACGAGGGCACCAAGGGCAGCGCCAAGGAGAGCGAGAAGCUCGCCGUUGCCGGUGAUGCUGGUGAGCUCGCUAAGCUCCGCAAGCAGCUCGAGGAGAAGAACCGCGAUCUCGAGACACUCAAGAAGCAGAGCGCCGGUCUCCACAAGAGCUACGACGAGCUCUCUGACCAGUACGCCACCACUCAGCCCAAGGGUGACAAGAAGGCGCAGUAAAUCAGCAAAAUGGAUACAGAUAUUCGAUUCAAUGAAAUGUGCUUGCACGAACGAAAGCGCCGCCUGACGGCGGCACAAAAAGGGGUUGGUGGACGAGCGACAGAAUAGCUCCGGGUCGAUGGCCCGUUUCACUGGUGUAGAGGCGUACGUAGGAAGCCUGGAUGGCGUUAAGCUAUAGCUAUAAUAAAGCUUCUCCUUUUGACACAUCUCAUUCCGUAUGCUCCUAGACUCAUUUACUCUCCCAAAGGCCUUGAGCCGAGUAGGUAGGGAAUUUGAUUUGCCCCAGCUUGCUAGAU